This is a messenger RNA of Pieris macdunnoughi, 891 nucleotides long. The record is from the annotation of a GenBank genome assembly. Lineage: Eukaryota; Metazoa; Arthropoda; Insecta; Lepidoptera; Pieridae.
AUGUUAGGCCGCGUAGCUCCGGGUGUCUGCGCCCAGGUGACCAUGGUGGUCAACCACCAGCAGAACCGUAACAUGGCUACUUUGAAGUCCAUUUCGCUUCGUCUGAAAUCAGUAAAGAAUAUUCAAAAAAUUACCCAGUCCAUGAAGAUGGUGUCAGCUGCUAAAUAUACUCGUGCUGAGCGUGAUUUAAAGGCUGCUAGACCUUAUGGAGAAGGUUCUGUUAUUUUCUAUGACCGUGCUGAGGUAACACCUCCUGAAGAUGAUCCUAAGCAAUUGUAUAUUGCUAUGACUUCCGAUAGAGGUCUAUGUGGUGCAGUACACACUAGUGUCUGCAAAGUAAUUCGUACCAAGCUGCAAGAGCCUGGUGCUGAGAACAUUAAAGUGAUCUGUGUGGGAGAUAAGUCCCGUAGCUUUCUGCAACGUCUGUAUGGGAAACACAUCAUUAGUGUUUGUAAUGAGAUUGGUCGCUUACCACCUACAUUCAAAGACGCUGCCACAAUUGCAAAUGCAAUUCUGACCUCCGGCUAUGAGUUUGGAUCCGGCAAGAUUGUUUACAACAAGUUCAGGUCUGUUGUCUCUUAUGAACAAUCUGACUUGCCUCUCUUCAGCUUGAAAUCUAUCGAGAGUGCUCCAAAACUGGCAACAUACGAUUCCCUCGAUUCCGACGUGAUGCAAUCAUACAUGGAGUUUUCCCUCGCAUCCAUGAUUUUCUAUGCGCUCAAAGAGGGCGCCUGCUCCGAACAAUCGGCUCGUAUGACAUCUAUGGACAACGCUUCCAAGAACGCUGGAGAAAUGAUUGACAAACUCACGCUUACCUUCAACAGAACUCGUCAAGCCGUAAUUACCAGAGAACUUAUCGAAAUUAUCUCUGGUGCUGCCGCUUUGGAAUAG